GGUCAUAUUUAUAAUUGUGUGCGGAGCAUUAGAAGCGUGUUUUAAGCCUCAAAAAUAUAUCGGAGUGAAAUGUUUCCUGUAUGGAUUUUUUAAGCAGGGCGCCUAUCAAGAAGGUUAAUUCUGGGGUGGCGCAAGAAGUAAUGGCGAUAAUAUAACUGAAGACAGAUGGCACCAAAACAUUGGAUGCCAACCUCAUCGAAGAAGAAGUAGAUAGUUGAAACAUUGUACGUCCAAUGAGUAGAAAACUUGAGGAGAAACGUGUAGUUCCGAUUUUUCUAUGAGCAUUUACCGUCCUCUGGUUUACUUUAAUACUGAAUACAGCUUUGAAAACAUGCAGGAGAGCAAACGUCUAUGACCACAAGAUGGCGACAGUACAUUCUUGGUUGGAACUCAUGACUUUUGCACUAAAAUAGAAAAAAAACAUUGAGACAUGUAGCCUGGCAUCUUUAUUGUCACCUGUCGGUAUCACAGUCGCAGAUAACUGGUAAUUAAAGCAACGACAAAAAUGCCACUUGACACGCACUAUUUUAUCCUCGUGGGAUUCCCUCUCAUGACGUAGGCUUGCGUGGGGAUUGCCCAUUCGGUUGAUUGACAGGUAUAGCGCCGCCCAAAUUCAAGUCAUCCCAAGAAUCAAAGCCCCGAAGUCAACAACAGUCUUGGGAGCUCCAAGGUCUAGAAAUAACCUUACUACAACCACGUUGUCAGGUUUCCUUGUCCUAAAGUCGGCGAUGGAUGCCAUAAGGUCGGCUGGAAGAGCUAUCAUUCGAAGUCCAAUUAUAGCGAAACGGUCUUGGAAUACGGGCAAACAUAAAAAACUUCCUGAGAACUGGACAGACAUAACAGAGACUGUUGUAGAUGGCAUGACCUUUAACCUCCGUCACCUAGGCAUGACCCUGGUGGAUCAGCCCAAAGGAGAGGACCUAUCAGCAGCUGCCGUCAAGAGGAUUGUUGCCACGGCCAAAGCGGGAGGCCAGAAGCCUCAGAAGAUGUCUCUAAAGGUUUCUCCUCAGGGUUUAAUGCUGUACGACAGUCUCACCAACCAGCUACUAGACAACAUCUCCAUAUACAGGAUAUCCUACUGCACGGCGGACAAGCUGCACGACAAGGUGUUUGCCUACAUUUCCCAGAACCCCCUCAACGGAACACUGGAGUGCCACGCCUACCUCUGCCCCAAGAGGAAAGUGGCCCAGGCAGUGACUCUGACUGUGGCUCAGGCCUUUAGACUGGCCUUUGAGUUGUGGCAGGUUGCUAAGGAAGAGGAAGAGGAGAAGAUGAAGUCCAGCUCGGCUGGAGAAGCAACCAACAGUUCCCAGUCAGAAAGAUCGAACAGCCUACCCAGUCUCAAAGGAGGAAAUGUUGCCACUGGUAACCUACUGGACCUGGAGGAACUGACUCAUGUUGCCGUGGUUCUGGAAACCAAUGGCAACGAGGAGUUCAAGGUGGACAACCACACUGCUCCCGAUAACAACAACACUGUCUGGGAAAUUGAGGAAGACUUGGAUGAGGCUUUUUCUAGACUGGCGGUAUCCCGUACUAACCCCCAGGUCUUGGACAUUGGGGUGACCCCCCAGGAUUGGCUGAUAGAACCUGACUGGGCCAAUGGGAACACACCCAACAAGAACAGGACCAAUAAGAACACAUCAAACAAUAAUACCACCAAUGGGAACGACUUCUUUGGCUUCUGAUCGACCACCAGAGGGCGACCAAGAGGCACAGCCUUUUGAGUCUUUGGCCCAAUCCCAAAUCAACCGCUAGGCCCGAUGAUGGAACUAUACUAUAUUGUGUGCACCUGUCAAGUCCUCUCAGAUCUCCACCAGGACACAGGGUCUAGGGGUCGAUUUGGGUUUGGGCCAUAGAAGAGUUGCCUUUGGUUCCAUUCCAAACCGAUCCCUUGCCUCUGUCCUUGUUCCCUAGUUGACUCCCUCCCCCUUAUAGAUCUGAAAGGACUGAAUAGGGUCAGAGCUUUGGUUGAGAUUCUAUCAUAUUGUAGAUAUACAUGGGGUCGCCAGGAAGAGUCUAUGGGUAGACGCUAGGGAUUAUGGGUAGACGCUAGGGA
Oncorhynchus keta (chum salmon) is the source of this 2056-nucleotide messenger RNA. It is a transcript of the gene ldlrap1a, whose product is annotated as low density lipoprotein receptor adaptor protein 1a. NCBI's taxonomy places the organism in Eukaryota, Metazoa, Chordata, Actinopteri, Salmoniformes, Salmonidae. The record is from RefSeq and is a predicted model, not a curated record. The transcript has 9 exons. Gene Ontology annotation, cellular component: early endosome. Bases 729 to 1685 code for a protein of 318 amino acids.